Molecule: messenger RNA, 2296 nt
Organism: Blepharisma stoltei
Lineage: Eukaryota; Ciliophora; Heterotrichea; Heterotrichida; Blepharismidae
Source: the annotation of a GenBank genome assembly
AUGAAAGCUAAAAAGUAUUCAAUAUUAAAUAUGUUGUCAAAUCUCUCUAACGAUGUCACAAAUCAGUUGAAACAAUGGCUUGAAGAGAUGAAUUUAGCUGAAAUGACACCAAAAACACAAAAAGCACCGCUAAAAAGGUCAAAAAUCGAGGAUAUGCUACAAUACAAAAGUCCUAGCCCCUUCAUGAGCGAGUAAAACUAUUGAAAAAUCCCUAUUUUUUAGGAAAAAUCUAGCUAGAAAAAUCGUUUAUAUAAAAUAUGUAAUAUAUAAAUGAUUAUUAUAACAAUUUCUCGAGCUAAUUCAAUUAAACUUUAAACAACUUGCAUUCUAAAGCAUAAUUUUAAUAAAUUAAAUUAAUUUUUACUUUAAAAUUUGGAAAAAAAAAUUCAAAUAUAAAAUUUAUAUAUAAUUAUAAUUAAAAAAUUUUAUCCCUGUAAGAGAACAAAAUUUAUACUCACCAAGGAAGGGGAGUAAAGAGAGCACCAAAACUUUAAAUCACCUAAAACAAGGUGACAACCAAAGCCCGCUCAGUCAAUCAUUUUCCUAUCCAAAUGAGAGGUAAUAUUUCACUAGAAAGUGUAGAAGACAGGCUCAUCAAAGCUGGGAUCACUUAUUCUCAAAAUAAAGAAACAAAACGCAAAGCAAAUGAAGAGCAAAAGAAAUUGGAAGAAGAAAAAUUUAUACAGCAUUCUGAAAAAAUCAGAAACACAGGUAGGAAUGAAUAUUUACAUAAUUUAAGUAUAAUUAUUAUAUAUUAAUUUGCUUAUCAUAAUUAGCUAGAAAAUUUUCAUUUUUCAUUAUGAAUUAAUAAAAUAUAAUAUAAAUUAAAAAUCUAAUUCAGUUAAUGCUUUAUAAAGUUUAUGAACAAAAACAAAACCAGAGAAUCAUACAGCAAACUGAGCAUGAAAACAGCCUAAUCAAAAGUCCUAAACCUUGUAAAGGAUCUCAAAAAAUUUUGCAAGGCUCUAAUAGGAAAGGAGACGUUGGACAAAGAUUAUAUAAUAGCGCAACAAAAUCUAGCAAAGUGCUGAAAGCAAAACAAGUCUUGAGUUAUUUGGACAUGAAGAGUGUUUCAAGCCCAAAAAUCAAUACAUCGUAUACAGCUCAUAGUGUAAAAAAUACAAAUAUUUCAGAGAAAAAUAUUGAACAAAAAUAUCAAUUGUUAACUCCUUCCCUAUUUAAACCAAAACAAAAUAUUGGUAAAUUUUUUUCAGAAUUAAUUAAAUGGCUGAUUCAUUGGUAAAUUUUUCAUUUUUUUCAAAAUUAAUUCAAUUGAAACAAAGUCUUAUUUUUUAUAGGUAAAAAUAAUAUUUCUAUGUAAAUAGAUUUGAUACACAAUCUAAUUCUGCUAAAUCAAAAAUUUGCUUAUCUCUUGUCUAUUUAAAAGGAAAGGGUUUUCGACAAAGUUAAAAUCAUGGAAAUUUAUUACUAUGAAAAUUUUAUAUAAAAAAAUAUAAUCACUUUAAUUGGAGCAGCAUUUUUUUUUCAAAUUUAACGAAGACGAUUAAGUAAACAAAUACCUGUAGUAAAAGAAGAAAAAUAUUAUCGAUCACAAACCCCGACAGCUGCACGUAAGGUUUCCCCUAUCCGACAAACAAAAUCUCGUGAGUCAACACCUAUAAAAGAAUUCCCUUUCAAGCCUCACAUAUCCAAAAAAAGCCAAGUAAUUGCAUCUAAACUUGAACCUUCUAGCUCCAGACUGACUAAAAUCCCAAGACUCGACAUAUCAUUUGACGACAAAGAAUGCACGUUCAAUCCAAACAUUGAUUUAAAUUCAUCAAGGCUUGCCCAACGACUAAAAGAUAAUUCUACUGCUUCUAAAACUGAAAGAUGAGAAGCUUUAUACGAGCUCAGACAUCACAAAGAAGAGAAAGUCGUAACCACAAGCUUCCUUGAUGAGAAAAUUUUAUUAGACGACCACAGUCCUAAAAGAACGAAAGUAGAGCAAGAAAAGUUUAUUAGUAAAUUAAAUGGAUGGGCAAAGGUAAAAGAUGAUGUAUUACAGAGGAAAAGAGAUGAGAGCAUAGAAUACGAUCUAAAAGAGUGCACUUUUUCACCAAAAAUUCAUGGUAAUGCGCAGUUUGAUGAAGUAAAUCUAAAAGGGUUUAAAGGAGUUGAAAAAUAUUUACAGCGGCAAAAAACUGCAAGGGAAACUCCUUCUAAGGAGUUUCGGCUGAGGGAAGAUAAAAGUCCACCAAAUGAUCAUAACGAGUCAAAGCUAAAAUGCAAAGAAAUGAGCUCGAAAGAUUUUCUCAGUGCAAUCUUUCAGCUUCAUAUGCAGCUGAAUAAUGAUUAA